CUUCUUCCCUCAGCGCCGGCGCCGGGGUGGGAGCUCGGCGCGGGUGAGCGAUCGCCUCGGUUCGGGCCGCGCCACGCCGCGUCCGCGCCGCCCCGCGAAACCCAGAGCUGCGCUGAGGCCAGGGCAAGGGGGCGAGAUGGCGUCGUGCGUGGGGAGCCGGACCCUGAGCAAGGACGACGUGAACUACCGCCUGCACUUCCGCAUGAUCAAUGAGCAGCAGGUGGAGGACAUCACGCUGGAGUUCUUCUACCGGCCGCACACCAUCACCCUCCUCAGCUUCACCAUCCUCAGCCUCAUGGCCUUCGCCUUCACCAGGGAUGACUCUGUCCCAGAGGAUAAUAUUUGGAGGGGUAUCCUCUCUGUGAUUUUCUUCUUUCUAAUCAUCAGUGUUCUAGCUUUUCCCAAUGGACCUUUCACACGUCCCCACCCUGCAAUUUGGAGAAUGGUUUUUGGACUCAGUGUGCUCUAUUUUCUGUUCCUGGUGUUCGUGCUCUUCCUUAACUUUGAGCAGGUCAAAGCAGUGAUGUACUGGCUGGAUCCUAAUCUUCGGUAUGCAACAAGGGAAGCAGAUAUUAUGGAGUAUGCUGUUAACUGUCACGUUAUCACCUGGGAGAGAAUCCUCAGCCAUUUCGAUAUAUUUGCUUUUGGGCAUUUCUGGGGCUGGGCGAUGAAGGCUUUGCUGAUCCGCAGCUAUGGGCUGUGCUGGACUAUUAGCAUCACCUGGGAGCUGACUGAGCUCUUCUUCAUGCACCUUCUGCCUAACUUUGCUGAGUGCUGGUGGGAUCAAGUCAUUUUGGACAUCCUGCUUUGUAACGGGGGUGGCAUCUGGUUGGGCAUGGUAGUUUGUCGUUUCUUGGAGAUGAGGACCUAUCACUGGGCAAGCUUCAAGGAUAUUCACACAACCACAGGGAAAAUCAAAAGAGCUGUCUUACAGUUCACCCCAGCCAGCUGGACCUACGUCCGCUGGUUUGACCCUAAGUCUUCAUUUCAAAGAGUGGCUGGAGUCUACCUUUUCAUGAUCAUUUGGCAGCUGACUGAGUUGAACACAUUCUUUUUGAAACAUAUCUUUGUCUUCCAAGCAAGCCACCCUUUAAGCUGGGGGAGAAUUCUCUUCAUAGGAAUCAUUACAGCACCCACUGUAAGGCAAUACUAUGCAUACCUCACAGAUACACAGUGCAAGAGGGUGGGAACUCAGUGCUGGGUCUUUGGGGUUAUUGCUUUCCUUGAAGCUAUUGUGUGCAUAAAGUUUGGACAGGAUCUUUUUUCCAAGACACAGAUACUCUAUGUGGUAUUCUGGCUUCUCUGUGUGGCCUUUACAACUUUCCUGUGUUUGUAUGGGAUGGUGUGGUAUGCAGAAUACUAUGGCCACCGAGAGAAGACCUUAUCGGAAAGUGAGGACAGCCCAUACAGCCCAGAUGCUUCCUGGCUUCAUUCUAAGUUCAGCAGAGCAGGUGCUGACAGCACUCCUCCAAAACAUUCAGUCAACAGUGAAAGCCACUCAUCCAGGAGGAGGAAUCGACACUCCAAGUCAAAAGUCACCAAUGGGAUCGGCAAGAAAUAAGAAUGUCUCUGAAGAUACCUUACAGUGUGACCAGAAAGUCAGACCUGGUUCUGAAUUUCCAGGUGGAAGAUUAAUUUUUUAAAUUAAAAGAUUAAAAAAAAAAAAAAAAAGAAAGAAAAGAAAGAAAAAAAAAAAGGCAGUGGUAUGGAAGAAAAGGAGGAGCAGGAUGGAGCAACUCGUGUCGUGCAAAUCGCCGCCUGCCGACGCGUCACGGAAGGGCUCCGGUUGGAAGGGACCUCAGAGAUCAUCGACUCCAACCUCCCCUGCCAUGGGCAGGGACACCUCUCAACUAGACUUGGCUGCCCAAGGCCUCACCCGACCUGGCCUUGAAUACUCCCAGAGAGGAGACAGCCACAAUAUCCCUGGGCAGCCUAUUCCAGAGUCUCACCACCCUCACGCUGAAGAACUUCUUCCUCAGCUCCAGUCUAAUCCUGCUCUCUCUCUGCCUCAAACCAUCCCUUUCUUGUCCUGUCCUUAGACACCCUUAGGAAAUGUCCCUUUGCAGCCUUCCUAUAGGCUGCCUUCAGGUACUGGAGGGCAGUUGCCAUCCACUGAUGUAAAUCUGAUUUCUUCAGCACGUGGCACCAAAAGCUAAUGAAGAGCAUGCUGGAAAGAAAACCCAUUUUGCUGUAGCAGGGACACCCUCUUCUGUGCCUGGGUGCUGCAAGUGCAUUUUGAGUACCUUAGCUGAGGAUUCAAACACAAAAGUUAGCAAACUGAUAAUCAGUUGGCAUGGUUGGUUGGAUUUGAUUUGAUUUACUGUGUUGUUUUCUGGAACAAGCCAACAAUCCUUUGACUAAAAGCAGCUCUGCCCUUCUUCCUCAGUCUCACAACUCAACUUUUCUAUACAACAGUUAGUAAACAUUCAGGAUUUCCACACCGUUUCCAGCUGGUUGCUUUUAUGUGGAGGCUCCUUAGCCCUGAUGACAGGGCUUUACCAGCAAAGAAAUGAGGCCAGGAUUUACACCUUCACAGGCUGCACUGGGUUGAGAGUUGGGGUUGUUCAUCCUGGAGAAGAAGAGAUUUAGGGGAGACCUCAGCAUCGUGUGCCAGUACGCAAAGGGUGGCGACCGUGAGGAAGGAGACUCCCUUUUUACAAGGAGUCCCAUGGAGAAGACAAGAGGUAAUGGGGACAAGUUAUUGCUGGAGAGAGUCCCACUGGAAUCCAGAAGGACAUUUUUCCACCAUGAGAACAGGUAGAGAUUGGAAGCAUCUCCCAGGAGAGGUGGUGGAUUCCCCUUCACUGGGCAGUUUUGGGGCUCAGCUGGGCAGGGUGCUGGGCCAGCUCGUUUCAGCCAUGCUAUUACCUAAGAAGGUUGGCCCAGAUGAUCCUUGGAGUCCCUUCCAACCUGCUGCUCUGUGAUUCUGUGAAAGGGACCCUAAAAGGGCAUCUUGGCCAUCCACCUGCAACACCUCCAACUAGAGCAGGCUGCACAGGGACACAUCCAGUCUGAUCCUGUAUGUCUUAAGCCAUGGAGCCUCAGCCACAGCCCUGGGCAGCCUGUGCCAGGAUUUCACCACUCUCACUGUGCAGAACUUCCUCUUGAUGUCCAACCUAACUCUGCCCUACUCCAGUUUAAACCAUUGCCCUUCUCCUAUCCCCACAGGCCCUUCUGAACUGUCCCUCCCCAGCCUGCCUGCAGGUCCCCUUCAGAGACUGAAAUGCAGCUCUAAGGUCUUUCUGGAACCUUCUCUUCUCCAGGCUGAGCAGCCCCUGUUCUUUCAACCCUUCACAGAGGGCUGCAGCCCUCUGAUCAUCUUGGUGGCCCUUCUCUGGAUCCACUCCAGCAGUUUGGUGAUGUUCUUCUGCUGAGGGUACCAGAAGUGGAGAACCUCCCAGAUGAGGACAGGCUGUAAGUGUUGGGGCUGUUCCUCCUGGGAAGGAGAAUGCUCCAGGGCGACCUUAGAGCAGCCUUCCACUGCCUGAAGGAGGCUACAGGAAGGCUGGGAUUUGAAAUUGAUCUCUGAGCAUGGUUCUUUUGUUCUGGAUUGUCCCUCUGCUUGGUUCUUACACACUGACUGUUUAAGUUGGUUUUAAAUACUGCUAAACCCCUUGAAAGCUGCUGCAUGGCAGAGGGCCAUGCCUCCUGCCCUCUGAGAGCAGUGGCAUUUAGUUGGUUUUCCUCCUUCACUGCACUAUGUUCUGCACCUUCAGGUGCAAAUAGGUGAUCUUUUCAGUUGUGUUACAUUGGCUGCCAUGUUCCUUCCUCCUAAUGUGCCUUUCCCUCAGCUGGAAGCGGAGGUCCCAGUGUGUCCAGCCUCCUGGCAGACACUGCUUUGAAGGCUCUGAUCCCCUAGAAAGCCUGGUGCUGAGGCAGUUUUCUUGCUGAAGCUGAGUUGCUGGUUACUGUCAUGACCAGAGUUAUUUGUGGAGGCUUGCUGUAGCUGUUGGUGUCUGGGGGGCAGCAUAGUGUUACUGUAAGACAGAGUUUUGGGGUGGCAUUGAAUGGGCUGGGUUGGAAGGCAUCUCCAAAGGUCAUAUAGUGCAGCCACCCUGCAGUCAGCAGGGACAUCCUCCACUAGAUCAGGUUGCUCAGAGCCUUGUCAAGCCUGACCUUGAGUAUCUGCAGGGAUGGAUCCUCAGCUACCUCCCUGGGCAACCUGCUGCAGUGUUGCAGCGCUCUCAUGGUGCAGAACUUGUUCCUAACAUCCAAUCUAAAUCUGCUCUGCUCUCAUUUCAAACCAUUGCCCUCGUCCUAUCACUUUGCAAGCAGGCCCUCUGCAACCUUCUGGCAGCCUCCAUCAGGUUCCAGCAGGCUGCUACUAAGUUUGCCUGGAGCCUUCUCUUCUCCAGGCUGAACACCCCCAGCUCCUUCAGCCUGUCCUUCUAGCAGAGCUACUGCACCCCCCUCAUCAUCUUCGUGGCCCUCCUCUGGACCUGCUCCAUCAGGUCCAUGUGCUUCCUGUGUUGAGGGCUGCAGAGCUGGACACAUCCUAUCCUAUCAUGCAGUCAGAUGCCUUAGAGCAAAGUCUCUCUUUCUUGCAGGUUUUUGUUGUGGUGGUUUCUGGUUUGCUUUGUUGGAAUUUUCUGUUGUUGGGGGGUGCUAAGUUCAUUCAUUUUGCCAUCUAGCAAAGCAGGUAGUUCUUCAGCAGUGAAGGGGAUGAUUAAGUCAAGAGGUGAACAAUCUAGAGCAACCUGUUCCUGUAUUAGAUUAUCAGAUCACAGAAUGUCAGGGGCUGGAAGGGACCUCAAAAGCUCAUCCAGUCCAAACCCCCCCUGCCAGAGCAGGGCCACCUAGACCAGAUGACAUUGUGCCAAUGACAUUUUGGGGUUCCUGGGGUUCAGAGGGGUGGAUAGCUUAAGUGGGGAUAAGUAGCACCCUUUAGACACUUGGUCUCCAUAAGAAAAUGGGAUUUCCUUUUGCCUUUGAGUAAUGCUACUGUGGUUUGCCACAGGCUAAGCGCUAGAAAAGCGGCAGCAGAGCCUGCCUACAAGUGUAUGAUACUGUAAAUAGAAACAGGUGUCUCCUCUCCACCCUUAAUUCCUCUGUGCCACAGCUGAUCAAUAUUUUCAGUCCACCCAAGUGUUGCUGCUGAGCCUCUCAUAGGCUCUUCCUUUCCCACCUCCCUUCGUAGUCAGUGUACAGCUUGGGAAGUGAUGCCGCGGGAGCUGCUCUGUCGUCAUUGCUCCAGUGACAUUCAGUGCUACCUGAGGAACAAAAAUGCUAGGAGGGCUUUCAGGCUUUCCUGCAGCUGGGUGGGGUUCAUUCAUACUCCCAACAGUCCCAUGGUUUUGCCUCCUUGUUUGUGAUGUGCUACUUCUUGAAUGUACCUGUAGAUUUCUUUGGAUGCUGA
Molecule: messenger RNA, 5356 nt
Organism: Pogoniulus pusillus (Red-fronted tinkerbird)
Lineage: Eukaryota; Metazoa; Chordata; Aves; Piciformes; Lybiidae
Gene: PTDSS1
Product: phosphatidylserine synthase 1
Exons: 13
Coding region: 137-1561 (474 amino acids)
Biological process (GO): phosphatidylserine biosynthetic process
Molecular function (GO): L-serine-phosphatidylethanolamine phosphatidyltransferase activity
Source: RefSeq, a predicted model, not a curated record